This is a messenger RNA of Lottia gigantea (owl limpet), 1996 nucleotides long. RefSeq lists its product as hypothetical. Gene Ontology annotation, cellular component: membrane. The record is from RefSeq and is a predicted model, not a curated record. NCBI's taxonomy places the organism in Eukaryota, Metazoa, Mollusca, Gastropoda, Lottiidae. The transcript is spliced from 14 exons. The coding region runs from base 80 to 1996 and encodes 638 amino acids. Gene Ontology annotation, biological process: sodium ion transmembrane transport.
UAAUGUUCUGUGAUUUGUUCUAUAAUGAUUGAGAUAUGAAUUGAACCAGAUAAAAAUUAUCUGAGGAAAAUCAAAAACAAUGGAGAAAGAUGAGACAGAACUACAAACAUUUAUAAAGAAUGGGAAUGUUGAACCUGUUAAAAUAGUUGAUGGUGCUACUGUUGAAGACGAUGAUGAUGAACCUAAACGAGAUCAAUGGAUGAGAAAGUUGGAUUUUGUACUUUCUUUAAUUGGUUAUGCUGUCGGUGUGGGCAACUUAUGGAGAUUUCCUUAUUUAUGUCUUCGAAAUGGUGGAGGUGCCUUUCUCAUUCCAUUCUUUUUCUUCCUAUUGUUAUGUGGUAUACCAUUGUUUUACUUAGAAGUUUGUUUAGGACAGUUCUCUGGAAUCAGUUCACUCUUUGUCUUUAAAUUAUGCCCUUUGUUUAAAGGAAUAGGAUAUGGAAUGGUUAUAGUUUCCGGAAUGGCUACAAUAUAUUAUAAUGGUGUCCUCACCUGGGUUAUAUAUUAUUUGAUAAAUUCAUUUGAUGAAGAGUUACCAUGGCAACGAUGUGGACAUUGGUGGAACACUGCCACCUGUCGGGAUAAUUUUGCACUGAGUGAAAACUCUAGUUUCUACGGAAAUGGAACUUUCUACGGCAAUUAUUCUGAUAUUUACGGAAAUGUCACAGAUUUUUACCUCAACAACACAACACCUAAUCUCUUUCUAAACCAAACUGGUAAAACAGCUUCUGAAGAAUUCUGGCAAUACAACGUUUUAAGAAAAUCAGAAGGUUUAGAAAAUCUAGGAUCUAUACAAACACAUAAUGCCUUAUGUCUAUUAGCCGCUUGGAUUCUGGUUUUUCUUUGUUUGAUAAGAGGAGUCAAAUCUCUCGGAUAUGUUGUUUAUGUAACAGCUUUAUUACCAUAUUUUCUAUUAACAUUAUUUUUAAUACGUGGUUGUAUGUUACCUGGUGCUUUAGAUGGUAUCAAAUUCUAUGUCACUCCAGAUUUCUCCAAAUUGAACAAUUUUAGUGUAUGGACUGAGGCGUGUCUCCAGGUAUUUUUCUCACUCGGACCAGCCUGGGGUGGUUUAAUAACCAUGUCAAGUUUUAAUAAAUUUCAUCAUAAUUGUUUGAGAGAUGCAGUCAUAGCUACAUUAGCUGAUGGUUUAACUAGUUUCUAUGGAGGAUUUGUUAUUUUUGCUGUAUUAGGUUUUAUGGCUAAAGAAGCCGGUGUCGAUGUUUCCAAAGUGGCUACAGAAGGUCCUGGACUAGCUCUAGUAGCUUACCCAGCAGCUAUCACUAAAUUACCAAUACCUCAAUUCUGGGCUGUUCUCUUCUUUUUAAUGUUGUUAACUCUUGGAUUAGAUAGUCAGUUUGGUAUGUUUGAAAGUUUAGUAAGUGGUGUAAUUGAUGCCUUCCCGAAACAAUUAGCAAAACGACGAAUGUGGGUUACUGCUGGUUUAGCUUCUAUGUGUUAUUUACUUGGUUUACCAAUUGCAUCAAACGGUGGUAUAUAUGUGUUUCAACUAAUGGAUUGGUUUGUAGCAGCAUUUUGUGUUCUUAUUAUAUCAUUUAUAGAAUGUUUGGUUAUUGGUUGGAUUUAUGGUGUAGAAAGAUUUAGUAAAGAUAUUGAAUUAAUGAUGGGAAGAAAACCUGGUAUUGUUAUUAAAACAUGUUGGUGUUUUAUUACUCCUGCUCUGUUAUUGGUUUGUUUAGGUUCAACUAUUUAUAACUAUAAAAUGCCAACAUAUGAUGGUUAUGUGUAUCCAGAUUCAGCUAAAGUUCUAGGUUUUAUAUUAUCUAUUAUACCCAUAAUACCAAUACCUGUUUUUAUGGUUUAUGAACUUUAUAAAGCAAACGGUUCACUUUUACAGAGAUUUAAACAAACUCUACGACCAGCGUCAGAUUGGGGACCUUCAUGUAAAGAAUACCGACAUGAAUAUUCAUUAAAAGAUCAUCAAUAUGAAUCACCAUUUGUUAAAACAUUUCACAGAAUACGUCAUUGUAGAAGAUGA